ACACAUAUAUACACACACACACACACAAACGCCGUCUCUCUCUCUAGAAAUUUUAAUGCCCUCUACGAUAUUCUCCUAGAAAUUUACAAGCAUACAUAGAUACAAAAAAUUUAUUAUUCUAUAUGUUUUUCGGCGAAUAAAAUAAUCGAAAAGAGAGAUUUGUAAAUAUCAUGGGUUUGAAAGAUAUCGGAGCAAAACUGCCACCGGGAUUCAGAUUCCAUCCGAGCGACGAAGAGCUGGUCUGCCAUUAUCUUCACAAUAAAAUUAAUCAUUGUGAUGAUGGUGAUGAUGGUCAUGACGACGAUGAUACUGAUCUUGUGGAAAUUGACUUGCAUACUUGUGAGCCAUGGCAGCUUCCAGAUGUGGCAAAGCUUAACGCCAGAGAGUGGUAUUUCUUCAGCUUUAGAGAUAGGAAAUACGCAACGGGAUAUCGCACGAACAGAGCCACGAUCUCUGGUUAUUGGAAAGCGACGGGAAAAGAUCGGAUGGUUGUGGAUCCACGAACAGGACGGACGGUAGGGAUGAGGAAGACUCUUGUAUUCUACAGGAACAGAGCUCCCAACGGUAUUAAGACCACUUGGAUCAUGCACGAGUUCCGUCUUGAGUGCCCCCCUAAGGAAGACUGGGCCUUGUGCAGAGUCUUCGACAAGUGCAAGGAAUCUCAAGUACAAGAAGACGAGUCAGGGUUUGGCAUUAUUAGUUCCACUCCUCCUGAUCUGAGUUAUGUCCCUAAUUCCACCCACUUGCCACGACCAUCCCCACCAUCGAGUAACAAUCUUCAUGAUCAAAUCCCAUGUGGGUGGGAGCAGGUAAUGGGGCACCAUCGACCAUCAUCAUCAUCGUCCCCUAGUUCAAGCAACAUCGACCAUUCUCAUCAUCGUCAUGAACAAAUGAUGAAGAUCCCAUGUGGUUGGGACCGGAUAAUGGGGUAUUUGCCCUCAUCGUCAAGUCACGGUUCUUUAUUAAACUUGCUAUGCGGCAGUGGAGUUACAAAUGUCACACCGACGACAGAGUGCUGUGACAAUGAGAACAUGUUCUCCGGCAUGGGCAUGGGAUCAUCGUCGUCUGAUGGCUUGGUGUCGGAUAUUCAACUGGUUAAUGACGGGUUGGGAUAUGAGAUUGACAACAGUACGGUUGCUUUCCGGUGAAUAAACAAACACGAAAAAGAACAUAUAUAUAGUUAUGUACAUGUAUACACACACACACACACACACACCUGUUUAUGCUAGUCGCGUGGUUAUUGGGGUCGAGGGUAUAGUUCUUGGGGAUUCUAUACAGGGGAUAAUGUUUAAUUAGGAUAUGUGACAAUUAAUUUAGUGUGCUGCUUAGUUUUUUUUUUCUUUUUAAAUUUGUCCUCAAAACUUUGUUGUUGGUUAUUGUAAAUAUGGUUGCCAAGAUUCCUCAUUAACUUGUCCGA
Molecule: messenger RNA, 1417 nt
Organism: Tarenaya hassleriana
Lineage: Eukaryota; Viridiplantae; Streptophyta; Magnoliopsida; Brassicales; Cleomaceae
Product: NAC domain-containing protein 21/22-like
Exons: 3
Coding region: 171-1148 (325 amino acids)
Biological process (GO): regulation of DNA-templated transcription
Molecular function (GO): DNA binding
Source: RefSeq, a predicted model, not a curated record